This is a messenger RNA of Mucor mucedo, 1443 nucleotides long. Its product is annotated as POT family-domain-containing protein. Gene Ontology annotation, biological process: oligopeptide transport; transmembrane transport. NCBI's taxonomy places the organism in Eukaryota, Fungi, Mucoromycota, Mucoromycetes, Mucorales, Mucoraceae. The record is from RefSeq and is a predicted model, not a curated record. Gene Ontology annotation, molecular function: tripeptide transmembrane transporter activity; dipeptide transmembrane transporter activity. The transcript has 3 exons. The coding region runs from base 1 to 1443 and encodes 480 amino acids. Gene Ontology annotation, cellular component: fungal-type vacuole; plasma membrane.
AUGUUGGGUGCUUUGGUUGCUGAUCAAUAUAUUGGUCGUUACUGGACAAUUAUCAUCUUCUCCAUCGUUUACAUGCUUGGUUGGUUAAUUCUUACUACAACUUCAGUCCCUGCUGCUCUUGAGAGCGGUGCCGGUUUCCCAGGUUACAUUGUGUCACUUAUUGUUAUUGGAUUCGGUACUGGUGGUAUCAAGGGUAUUGUCGCCCCUCUCUGUGCAGAUCAAUAUAGAAGAACAGAUAACUACGUCAAGGAACUUAAGACUGGUGAAUUAGUUCUUGUGGAUUAUGAUCUCAGUAUUCAACAUUUGUACAACUGGUUUUAUUGGGCUAUCAAUGUCGGUUCCCUUUUAGGUGGUGUUAUUUGUCCCCUUUUGGAAUUAAAUGUUGGUUUCUGGGCCGCUUACUUGUUACCUACAUGUAUGUUUGCUGUUGCCAUCAUGGUAUUCAUUGCUGGUUCCAAGUCUUAUUACAAGCCUGGACCCACUGACUCUGUCAUUGUUAAGGCAUGGAACUUAAUCAAGUUUGCCAAUAAGCAAGCAAAAUUACCCGAGAACAAGGAAGCUCGCAAGAACUGCAAGGAUGUUUUGGAUUUCGCCAAGAGAAACAACGAAAUGAAUGCUGUCAGCUCUUGGUCUCCCGAUCAACAUGCUACAGCAAAGUGGAAUGAUACAUUUGUUGACGAAUUAAAGCAAGCUGUUAUGGCCUGUAAGAUUUUCAUUCCCCUUUCCAUUUAUUGGGUUUGUUACAAUCAACUUUCCAACAAUCUCUUGUCUCAAGCUGGUGUCAUGUCUCGUCCUGCUGGUCUUCCCAAUGAUAUUAUGAACAAUUUCGAUCCUAUUGCUCUUAUUAUUUUCAUUCCUAUCACUGAUGGUCUUGUCUAUCCUUUCUUGAGAAAGAUGAACAUCAGUUUCCCCUCUCAAGUACGUAUCACUCUUGGUUUCUUCCUUGGUGCCCUUUCCAUGGUUUAUGCUGCUGUUGUGCAACAUUAUAUCUACAUGGAUGAGGAAUUUAUUCUUUCAGAAGGUAAAUCAUCCAGUGUCUCUGUCUUUUUGCAAAUUCCCUGUUAUUUGUUGAUUGCUUUCUCUGAAAUUUUCGCAUCCAUUACAUCUAUGGAAUAUGCUUAUACCCAUGCUCCCAAGUCCAUGAAAUCACUUGUUUCUGCCGUUUCCUUGUGGCCCAAUUGUGUCGCCGCCUUGAUUUCUCUUGCUAUUUCUCCUUCUGCUAAGGAUCCCAACAUGGUAUGGGUUUAUACUGGUGUUGCCAUUGGUGCCUUUGCCUUUGGUAUCCUUUACUACUACAUGUUCAGACACUACGAUGUCAUUGAUGAACAGUUCCGUCUCAAGAAGAUGGCUGACCAAGAUGCUGCUGGUUAUGGUAUGAACGAAAAGAAUGUUCCCAUUAUCGUUGCUGAGGCCGAAUCCGAAGCCAUGGAAAUGCAUCAUUAA